Colletotrichum higginsianum IMI 349063 is the source of this 999-nucleotide messenger RNA. Its product is annotated as Homoserine acetyltransferase. Gene Ontology annotation, molecular function: acyltransferase activity, transferring groups other than amino-acyl groups. Bases 1 to 999 code for a protein of 332 amino acids. The transcript has a single exon. The record is from RefSeq and is a predicted model, not a curated record. Gene Ontology annotation, biological process: biosynthetic process. NCBI's taxonomy places the organism in Eukaryota, Fungi, Ascomycota, Sordariomycetes, Glomerellales, Glomerellaceae.
AUGGCUCAAAAUCAACAUCAAGUCCAUUACUUUGACCUCCCCAACUUCACCUUCACCGACGGGACCACCCUGUCCCUCGCCCGCCUCGCCUACCUCGACAUAAACAGCGCCGCCCCCAAGGUCGCCCUCAUCCCAACCUGCUUCAAGGGCACCCUUCACUCAACCCUCACCUUCUCUUCCGGCGUUUUACAAAACCACAGGAUCAUCGUCGUCGCCCUCUUCGGCAACGGCGAGUCUUCCAGCCCCUCCAACACCACCUCGUUCCCUGCCUCUCUCGACUACCGCGACUGCGUGCGCGCCCAGCAUGCGCUGCUUUCCCAUCUGGGAAUCAAUGUCGUAGACGUCAUCCUGGGGUUCUCGAUGGGCGGACAGACUACCUACCACUGGGCCGUCAUGUACCCGGCCAUGGUCCGCAAUGCGGUCAUCAUUUGCUCAUCGGCGCGCACGAGCGGUCAUAACAGGCAGUUUCUCGAAGGCCCGUCCGCCGCGCUGGAAAACGCCGUUGACUACACGGGACAGCCUCAGGAUUAUGCGCCGCGGGGUGUCCGCGCCUUCGGCAAGGCGUAUUCGGCGUGGCUCACGAGUGCGGAGUGGUUCGACCAGCACCUCUACAGGAACCUCGGUUACGACAGCCUGCGCGCGUGGGAUAUGGACACUACGGGGCCGCGGUGCGACGGGUGGUACCCGAACAACUUGCUCGUGAAGCUGCGCAUGUGGCAAAAUGGCGAUGUUGGCGUUUUGACGGACGGCGGCGGGCUGGACGAAGCCUUGGAGCGGAUUGAAGCGCGGGUGUUGCUGAUGCCGUGCCGGACGGACCAGUACUUUCGCCCUGACGCGAGCGAACGUGAGGUCAAGAUGCUGAAGAGAGGGAGCUUGAAGGUGAUUCCGUCGGUUUGGGGGCAUUUGGCGGGUGCUGGGUCAAACCCGGUGGAUGUAGAGUGGAUGGAUGAGCAGAUCACUGCGUUCUUACAAGGUGCAGAGGCAGGGGAAAUAGCCUAG